AUUGCUCAAGAUUCCAACACUGCAAGAGGAAUGUCAUCAAACAGCAAUUAUCCACUGUAACAUGUCAGUCAGUAUUAAAGCCAUGGUUGAAGUCCAUUUUAUUGGUCAAAGUGGCGAUUUUCUCCUGACGUAAUCACUGACCCCAAUGAGAUCAGAUGCUACAUCCAUAAAGCAAGGCAGCAAACCUGAUAACGACAAUGCCACAACCUUGUUACUUCACAGAAAAGGAAGUUCACUGAUUUUGAAUAUCGAUAGUACAGCUACAUGUUCAAACCCAAGUGACCUGCAGCUAGAGCAUGGUCUAAAAACAAAAGCGUGUCACAUGUGAAGACGGAAGCUCAUUAUCGCAUCAGACGCUCGACGACUGCACAUGCCGGCGAACACCCUUCCAGGAUUUUGGAUCGGAUUUCACCAGUGUCUGAGGAGGGUGAAUCAGCACUUCAUUACUCUACAAUCUCGACCUACUUGUAGUACCCUUCAUAAAUCUUGAAUGCCGUUAUUGCUGAAAGUCACAAAGUAAAAUCCAGUGGGAUAUGAUUAAGGGUACCUUGGAGAAUUGCCCAAAAGAUAUCCUCAAACACUGAUUCUCCUUGCCCUGACCUGCCCUGUGUAGGAUACGUCAUAGAAAUGGAGGAGAGGGAUAAACAUGUGAUGUUAUCUCGGUUCAUGAAGAUGACCCAACUUGAUCUUGGAUUUGCUCAUGAUCUUCUAGAAGGUACAAAUUGGAAUUUUGAUGCUGCAGUAAGAGACUUCCAAGAACUCCAAGGCCAGAGACGGCUGUCUGCUCAAAGACAGGCAGCUCCAAAGAAAAUCUCUCCCAAAGAAAACCCUUCAAACCAAAUUCCCCCGAAGACCAGCCCAAAGCCCGCCCAGAAGCCCAGCUCGCCCCAGAGAAAUCCUCCACAGAAAGGUUCUCCUAAGAGAAAUUCUCCCCCAAAUGGGCAAAUGACACAGCCUGUUCCCAACAGGGCCUCCCCAAAAAUAAAUGGGAGAGGAGAUGAUUCCAUUUCACAUAAUGGGGGUUCCUCAUCUCCAAAUGCCUUGCAGCAUCCUCAGCUGAGAGAUCCUCCAAAGUCACCGGGUACCAAGAGACUGACAAGAGGUCUUUCAGCAGCCAACUCCAGACUGGUGAUAACCAGUCGUCAGAGGGUGAAAGAUGACGAAGAGAGCCACAACUAUCAACUUGUAGACACACCAAGAUUCACCUUCAUCUUGCCUGAUCUACUGGUGUUCCCUGCAGACUUCCGUGCAUUCGUCGAGAAGGAUCUCAUUGACUCCUGUACAAUGGUCAACCUAGAAAACUCAGGUUAUCUGAACUGGUGGGCAAAGACAGGGGCGUGUUCUAAGCUGUGGCCAAUGGCAACAACUGGAGAUGGCAACUGUCUUCUACAUGCAGCAUCAUUAGGUAUGUGGGGUUUCCACGACCGUCAGCUGACAUUACGCAAGGCUUUAUACAAAGAUCUGUCGGACCAUCAACACACAGCACAUAUGCAAAAACUGAAGAGAAGAUGGCGAUGGCAACAGACAUUAGCAAACAAAGAGUCUGGCCUGGUGUAUUCUGAAGAAGAAUGGGAAGAGGAAUGGAAGAGUCUCCUGAAGCUAGCAUCCACCAUUCCAAGGAAUCAUAAAUUCAAGAAUAAUGGAGGCAAGCCCAUGGGUGGAGGACCCCUACCAUCUGUAGCCGAGGACCAAGACUAUUUGGAUGAUGAUGAAGAGAUCAUGUAUGAGAGUUUGGAAGAAUUCCAUGUGUUUGUUCUCUGCCAUAUCCUCCGUCGACCCAUCAUCAUCGUGGCCGACACCGUCCUCCGAGACUCCCAGGGCCAGCCCCUUGCUCCUAUCCCAUUCGGUGGUAUCUACCUACCAGUAGAGCUGCAUCCUCUUGAGUGCCAUCGCUCGCCCCUAGUCCUCACCUAUGAUGCAUCCCAUUUCUCAGCGCUGGUUCCCAUGGAAGUGGAUAGCCACCGUGACACAGAGCUCAAGAAACAACCUCCUGUCAUUCCCAUCACCGACUCCAACCAUCACCUCCUGACCCUUCACUUCAUCGUUGAUCCUGGUAUCGGAUGGCAGUGGAAGGAUGAGAACCACAACGAUGACAAGACAAACGGUAUUGAGGAAGACACCGCGCUCCACAAGCUGGUCUACAGUCCCAAGGACAAGCUGAAACUCCUGCAGACGUAUUUGGAGUUGGUGAGGUUAGAGAUUCCAGAUGUCCAUCACCAGGAGAGCUCAUCGCCCACACAGGGAGAUGAAUGGGAGCUGUUACCACCCAAGGAAAAUGGCAUGAAAACUGUCAAGGUUGAAGUCGCUAGAAGCAAUUCAAGUGGAUCAGAGAAGAGUGACAGAAGCGGGGGCAAGGAGAAAGAGAAGUCAAGGUCAUUUGGUAAAAAGCUCAAGCACUUUGCGGGACUCGAUAAAAGCAAGAAAGGAUCAUCCCGCAAAGAUGGCCAUGAGCAGUUUCACAUCAUAGAGGAGAAGCACAAGAAGGACAGAAUCUCAACCGAAGUGACCAUUCAGGAUGUUGCUGACCGUUCAGUUGUGGUUGCAGCAAAGAUGGACGAUGUUAGGUUACAGGGAGUGGAGGAGAUGAUAAGGAAUUACCUGGAGUCAGCAAAGACCCGUUUCCAUGAGGAGGUAGCUCUGAAGAGGAUGAUUGCUGCUGAGAAUCGGAGCAGACAGCAGCAGAGGAUCCAGAGAGAACAGCGCCCUCACGAUGUUUGUAUUGAUGAUGACGAAAGAACUAAUGAGGCUGCAUAUCACUUUGCCUCUCUUCCACGUGUCCAUGUCAACGGGCCCAUGUCUUCCAGAGGCAGUCAUGAUUAUCCUGAUAAUGGUAGAGGUGUGCAGUAUGUCCAUGCAACAAGUAGCAACCCAGGCAGUCCUGCCAUGGAGCGUGUCAACAACAGUACGUCAUACAACCCAGCAGCCAAGCGUCAAGGAGGGACGUACAGCCCUCAGCCGGUACGUGCACACUACAACCCUCCACAACCACGCUAUCAAGCUCAAACUCAAUCACCACAGUUUCAAAGAACAGUACCCAUUCAGAGACUUCACAUCAACGACAGGAAUCAAGAAAUCCGCUCCAAUUCUAACCCAUAUGCUACCCAUGUCAGGGGAAGGCGUGUACCGAUAGAAGAGGAAGCUACAAGACAGUGCCGUACCUUUGGUUGUAAGUACUUUGGCUCAGAAAAGACAGACUUCCUGUGUUCCCAUUGCUACGAGUCAAUCAUUCGAAAGAAGCAACCUCUCAUGCGGUAGAGAAAGAUAUAUAAAAUAGGAAGCAUUUGAUAAGCUUGCUGGGUCAUCCAUAUGUAUCAAAUGAAUGAGUUCUGCACAUUUAUCCUUUUAAGUUGUCAUUGUGUAUUGUAUGUUCAAUCAUGUCUUGAAUGAAUUCUGUCCCACAUGUGAUGCAGCUUUAUUCUCAUGUGCCAUGUUGUUUUAUUAUCAGUAUGGUUAAAUAUGACAUUGAUUUGAUUGUUAAUUUUAUUUUCCCAUCAUCCAAGUGAUGACAAGUUACUUUGUUGAUAUUUUGUUGUUCAGAAUGUAUUGAAGCAGACUUUUGGCAGGUGUCUGUGUGUAAUUUGUUACAAUUUUUUCCUCUUAAUUCUAUCACUAGAUAUAAUCAAUAACUGAAAGGUUGAAAGACUAAAGUGCAAUUAGAAUGCAAACAGCUGAUGAAGACAUACAUGAAGAGAAAGAAGAUUAUUUUUUAAGAAAAAAACAUGAAGGUUAGGUUUAAGUUGUAUAGUAGGAAAGGUUUAUAUCAAUACAUUGUGAAUUUUUAGAUACUGGUAUAUAGUAGAUGUAUUGUUCAAGAAAAUUUACACUCGAUUGAUAGGAUUUUCUUAUGAACAUGAUAUCCAAUGGUGAAAAAAAAAUCAUUUUAAUGAAUACCAACAUUCAUAGUGAAAAGGUUAAAAAUCAUUUAAUGUAUAUCUGUAUUAUGAAUCAUCUAAGUUGGGAUUUCAUUCAUUGUUUUAUUCAGAACAAGUAGUGUGCUUGUGGUGUGUUUAAUAGAAGACAUCAGCAAUACCAGCUAAUCUCUCCAUGUCAACUUGUUAGAUAAAAAAACUCGCCAUCAUGAUACACCAGUAAUUUGUACCUUGAAUGUCACUGCCAAUUCAAUUCAAUUUCAAUUUAUUUACCAUCUUUAAAAAUAAGUGUACAUAAUAAUCUGACAUGAAAUACAAAAACCAAUUGUUUAAAAAUGGAGGGAUUCCCUUAAUAAGCACAGUGCUUGUAAGCAGGGUCCCAACAUGCACUAAACAUUAGACCUCGAAACUUUAUUACACACAUUAUUGAUAUGUGGUUUACAAGAGAGGCAUUCAUUAACUGCCAAGUAAAACUUACACAUUUUAAUUGUCGAAUUGAACAUUGAUGAUGUAAUUACUCCAGAAGAUAUUGGAUAGGGUGUACUCACAUUUGUGUGUA
Molecule: messenger RNA, 4428 nt
Organism: Lytechinus variegatus (green sea urchin)
Lineage: Eukaryota; Metazoa; Echinodermata; Echinoidea; Temnopleuroida; Toxopneustidae
Product: OTU domain-containing protein 7B-like
Exons: 10
Coding region: 628-3255 (875 amino acids)
Biological process (GO): mRNA transport; protein K63-linked deubiquitination; protein K11-linked deubiquitination
Cellular component (GO): nucleus; cytoplasm
Molecular function (GO): cysteine-type deubiquitinase activity; K63-linked polyubiquitin modification-dependent protein binding; DNA binding
Source: RefSeq, a predicted model, not a curated record